Molecule: messenger RNA, 519 nt
Organism: Myotis lucifugus (little brown bat)
Lineage: Eukaryota; Metazoa; Chordata; Mammalia; Chiroptera; Vespertilionidae
Gene: MLANA
Product: melan-A
Exons: 5
Coding region: 48-404 (118 amino acids)
Cellular component (GO): melanosome; endoplasmic reticulum membrane; trans-Golgi network
Source: RefSeq, a predicted model, not a curated record
UCGGAGGACGACCCCAUCCAGAAGGUGUCCUGUGGUCCCUCGUGAAGAUGCCUAGUGAAGAGGCCCAGCUCGCCUAUGGGUACCCCAGGAGAGGGCACGGCCACUCCUACAUCACAGCUAAAGAGAUCGCAGGGAUUGGCGUCCUGACGGUGAUCCUGGGACUUGUGCUGUUCCUCGGCUGCUGGUAUUGUAGAAGACGAAACGGAUACGGGAUCCUGAAGGGCAGAAGCCGUUACGUUGGUACUCAGGGUACCUUUACAGGAAGAUGUCUACGUGAGGGACUUGGUCACCAGGACAGCAAGCUGCCUUUUCUAGAGAACAAUUAUGAACCUGUGGUUCCCAAUGCCCCACCUGCCUACGAGAAACUCUCCACUCAGCAGUCCCCACCACCUUACUCUCCGUGAGAGCCAGCGAGGCCCCUGAGAGAUGCCGAAAUGAUUCGCCUCACACUUUGGAUUACAUUGAAUGUGGACAGUUAAUGUCCUGCUUCGGGAUGCUGUAGAAACAGUGUACAUCAUC